CGAUUCCAGCACAUAGUUCUUACACAUCCCGACACCACCCCUAGAUAAGACUGGUCUAGCAUUCUAUACCGUGCUAGACGUCACACGGUGUCGCCGUGUCGGGAUGAGAAUCAGCUGACACGGAGCCCUUGAUGUGUCGCCACAAUUACCGGUAAGAUAACGGGCCUCUGCGGACAGACAACUUGGCCAGUCUCGGCGUACAGACACCUUGCCAGGAGCGAUUUUAACAAAACAACAUCUGCAAGUGUGUGAACUAUUUUUCCGAACAGUGGUGUAGCCUAAUAAAUUAAAUCAGGCAGUUUCGACACGUGUUGAAUAAACACGCUAACAACACAGAGUGUUCGUGAUAAUAGAUUUUAAAACGAAACAAGUGUUGUGUUCAAGUGGUGUUGUGUUUAACAAAUAAACAGUGGCUGCUCGAAAGGUGUGACCUGUUUAACCGUCAUCUAGACCACAGAAAAUAGACCGGAAAUGUCGUCACGACGGAAAGUGCUGACAAUGGAGGAGGUGUCGUUGAUCAGAACACUUCAACAGGCAAUCAUCGUAAUGCGACAGUACGACAUCCCCAUUCCACCAACAGAGAAGAACAUCAACUUCGAGAGGGCCAUCCUCAUCAUCGAGAACUUCGUCAGGGCGGGGGGUCCUGCACCCAUCGUCAAGCGCACGAGACCACUGGAGCACGACACGAUCAAGCAGGCGGUGAGGGAAGAUUCCGGUAACCGGACGGCCUUGAGAGAUUUCUACCACAGCGUCCUCAAGUUCUCGGCUACACUACCCAAACCUUUUCAGAAUGAUCUAGAACAAAUGUUCGCCCAGUAUGAACGCCAUUUCAAGCAGUACAUCGAAGAUUUGUCGUCAAGUCAGUGCGUACUUCUGAUAGCCGGUGAGAUGGGCUCAGGUAAAUCUAGUCUAGUCAACCUCCUGCUGGGGGUACCGUUGUUACCGACCAGCGAGCUCAGGUGCACGGCUGCCAUCGUGGAGAUCCAAUACGGGGCUACACCGCAGGCCAUCGCCUACCCGCGAGAGGACAGCUCGGGAAGGUCCAGAAGCCCCCUCACACUGAGAGCAGAAUCUACAGAAAAAUCUGGGGAGCUGAUAAAAGAACUGGAGCAUUACAUCACCUUGCGUGACGAUGAAACUGACGAGAGCCCAUUUGAAAAAAUUGUGGUCUCAUGGCCGAUAGAAAUGCUACAGGGAGGUGUAACAAUUGUGGACAGCCCCGGGGUGGGGGACAACAGAGGCCUGAGCCAGGCUCUAGCCAACUACAUGGAGAAAGCUUUUGGAUUUAUUUAUGUUAUUGACAGCACCAGUGCCGUUCAUAAACACAGGCUUGGCCAGUUGUUGCUCAAAGCAGUUGAAAUCAACGACGGCUUUGAUCACAACACAACCCUCUUCAUCUGUAACCGCUGGGAUCAAGUGCCACCUGGUGACUCGGAGCGAGUCAAAGAGUCACUGGCUGAUAGACUGGGGAUGAUCUUGCCGGGAGUCAAGAAGUCGCAGCUUUAUCCCAUAUCAGUGAAACAGUCCGCAAUGGAUGCUGACUAUGGUCAUGUAAGACCAGAGCAUGAGAACUUGAUCAGUGGCCUCAAGAGGUUUCUUCCACAGACCAUGAGAGGGAAGCUCAGGUUCUACUACAGGUAUCUGGCUAACUUUUUAAAACGAGGCCUGCACACCCUGCGCAUCAGUUACAACGUUCACAAAGAGAAGGACGAGGAGAUGCGGAAAAACUACACCAGUAUAGAGGGCAGGAUCAGCUCGUUGCAGAAAAACUCCAAAGAGAAGCUGGAUAAGAUGAGGCGGGAAGUCAAGGUGUGCAGCUUUGAAGCCGGGGGACAAGCGUUGGAUUACCUCAACUCUAUGAGGAAAAGGGAAAAGAUGAAAAGAUGGUCAGAAACAAUGUGCCCAAAGAAAGAAAAGUCCUGGCAAAAUGUAGCAAAAGCUGCCAGCUUUGCCAUAGCUGAAAGGAUUGCAGAAGAAAUCAACCAAUGGGAAAACGAGAACAAAUACAUAAACAAAAUUACCAAAGAAAUCAUCCAAGGUUUCCAGCAACAGUUCUCCUUGCUUGACAACCAGCUACAUGAAAUUCAAGGGGUGUUACUCAAUGGAGAUGACAUGAGAAGUUUUGUCACAGACGCCAGAAGGGACAUAAAAAAACCAGCCAAAAUCACAAAAUCUUCACAAACAAAUAAAAAUGACCCAGUAGACAGUUUUGACAGCUUUGGAGCUGCUGUGAUUUCUUGUUUUAACCUUGACCUCAAAGAUUCCAAGUUGAAAAAACUGUUCAAAGAUAAGUAUGAUGGAAAUCCAAGUAAAGUUAUGGAGGAGGCAACAGAAAUGUUCCUAGGACUGUUAAAUGAGAAUAGCAUUGCAGCCGCUAUGGGAAAAUUCUUUGACAGGUUUAUCAAAGGCAUAGACAGAGUAGCAACCAUGGUGCCGCACUUAAUGAAGGCUGAUGAAAUGCUGCUGAAUGAAAUUGGUAAAGAGCUGGAGUCAAAUAAAGAAAAGUUGAAAGCCUUCCCUGGACUCUCCGACAGUUGCAGUAAAAUACUGGGUCAGCUCGACAUGUUCUUUGUCAGACGCCUCAUGGUGACAGAUUUCACUGCCGACAAAAUUGUCUUAGGAGAACAACUAGGCCGAGGUAGUUUUGCUGUUGUCCACAAGGCAAAAUUGAAGCAUUCAAGUGGAGAGAUACAUGUGGCUGUUAAAGAGCCACUGGAUGUUCUUAGACCCAGUGAUGUGACUGAUACAUUGCUAGAGGAUGCAAUCUUAAGGGAAAUUGAACACACCAACAUUGUCAAGUACUUUGGAGUGUGUCGUCAGGGUACGGAGGAAAAAAUGAAGCUGCUGUUUAUCAUGGAGUACUGUCCACAUACUUUAAAAGCUCGCUGUAUUGACACAGACAAUUCUCCCAGUAGCCUUGGUAACAACCCAGCCCGUCAGAAGGACGCCAUAGCCAUCAUGACCAACUAUCUGCUACAGAUUUGUAAUGGUUUAGCUUAUCUCCACCAGAAGGCUAUAGUCCAUAGAGAUCUUAAGCCAGAGAAUGUAUUGAUCACAUCACAAGGGGAAGUAAGAAUUGCAGACUUUGGUUUAGCAAAGAAGGUGAAGGACGUUGUUACAUUAUGUAUUGGCACACCUGUGUAUAUGGCUCCUGAAAUUUUACUUCUGAGUGAUAAAUACGACACCAAAGCAGACAUUUAUGGUCUGGCUAUGAUUAUGUGGGAGCUAUGGUACGGCAAGGAUUUGGCAAAAUAUGCAUCGAUGGAGGUACAAGGUGGAUUGAAGGUUGCUGUGGAUCAAGGCUGGAGGCCAAGUUUAUUUAUAGUUCAAGCUCCGACCCAAUUCUGGAAAGAGAUGAUUGAGUUCUGUUGGGACAGAAACCCUAAACAACGCCCAAGUGCAGUUCAAGUCGGCAGGAAACUAAUGCAAUAUUUUCAGGAGUUGCAAAGCUAAAAAUGGCUUGCAACUUCUAUUUUUUUCAUAUAUUUGCAUAUACAUAUUUGGAGAAAAAAAACCCACUUACUAUGGCAAAAUUAUCAGUCAAUUUAAUCCUUAAUUAAUAUUUACAUUGAAUUUACAAAUUUGAAAGUAAAUAAAAUUUUACUAAGUCAUUGUUGUAUAGAUUAUACAACCUGAUGCAAGUUCAAUGUGAUGUUGUUCAAAAGAAACAUGUCACAAUGAUUUUUUAGAAAAGGUUUUCUUAAAUGUAAGACUCUCAAAUGUUAGAAAUUUCUGUGAAACCAUUUGCUUUAAUUGAUAUGAUUUUUUUUUCUUACACACUUCAGUUUACUUUAAGUGAUACUGUUGUUUUAUUACAAUGAAUGGCCUUUGAUUGAUUUGUGAUUUUCAUCCUUAUUGUAAAUAAUCAUACAUUUUAAUUAACCACAUUGUAAAUGGUUUAUACAUAAUUUGUAGAGGCCAACAUAUUUUCAUUCACAAUGUUUGCAAAUGUAUAGGUGAUUUAAAAAACUGUGAAUUGAAUCAGAUACAUUGUUAUUUAUUACAAAUGCAUGAAAGUAUUGCUAAAAAAAAUUUUGUAUUUUAAGAACAUUAUUGUUACCAUUAACAAAGGAAUAAAAAUCAAAGGUUUCUAAAGGGGUCGUCAAAGGCCUCAAUGGCACAUAAACAAAGAAGAAGAAAGAGAAAGGUUUCUAUUUCAUGUUUUACUUAAACAGUUAUCAUAAUCAAAAUCUAUAUUAUGUUACUAAGGGUCUGUUCUUUUUGUGGAAAAGAAUAAUUAAUAAAGUAUUAUGUUAAAUUGCUAAUUUUUCAAUAAAUUUACUCAUAAACAGCAUUUUACCUGUAGGCUACUUUACUGUUUCUUCCAAUUAUAACAACAGUAUUGAUUGGUUUGAAUGUUAUUCGUUUUUUUUUAACACUGAGAUACGGAUCUAUACGAUCUAGGCUUUUGAUAAAAACAGCCAUGUAAAUGAUUGUAAACUACUGUGCAAUGCUGUUAGUGUAAGAACAAAAGACUAUUAAUAGAACGUAUGAAAUUGAGAUGGAUGUGUUAUCUCUCAUUAAUAUUAUCUUUAAUUUAAGUUCAGGUAUUUCAAUUCUUCAGUCCCUGAUAUUUAAUAAUGGUAAAUGAGAAAUAAUGCCCUAUGAAUGAAUGUUUGAUCCCAAUUGUAUAAAGAAUUUUAUGUGUGUAAAUUAUGUCAGGAUUACUCUACAAUGUGUGAAGCCUCCCUUUCCACCAUGUUCAGUUGUUUUGAGAUGACAAUUAUAAUAAAAAAUUGU
Messenger RNA from Physella acuta, 4740 nucleotides. RefSeq lists its product as uncharacterized. NCBI's taxonomy places the organism in Eukaryota, Metazoa, Mollusca, Gastropoda, Physidae. Gene Ontology annotation, molecular function: ATP binding; protein kinase activity. The record is from RefSeq and is a predicted model, not a curated record. Gene Ontology annotation, biological process: protein phosphorylation.